Molecule: messenger RNA, 5765 nt
Organism: Salarias fasciatus (jewelled blenny)
Lineage: Eukaryota; Metazoa; Chordata; Actinopteri; Blenniiformes; Blenniidae
Product: F-box only protein 33-like
Biological process (GO): positive regulation of protein ubiquitination
Molecular function (GO): protein binding
Source: RefSeq, a predicted model, not a curated record
UAGCUCGCCAUGGCUCUGUGCGCGGGUGUCGGAGCCAUGGCUUUGCCCAGCGAGCUUAUCGUCCACAUAUUCUCCUUUCUGUCCGACCGAGACAAGCUCCCCUCGGCUGUGUGUUCUCGGUGGAGGGAGUGUCUGUUCUACCCCGCGCUGUGGGGCCGAGCUCAAACUGCGAUAGGCGGCGGAUCUACCUCCGAUGAGACCCCGAAGCUUGAGUUCCUCAUGCGGAAGUUUGGCUCGUUCGUGCGGGAGUUGCAACUGAAGUCGCACCGGUGGAGGGCACCUCGGCGCCCUGAACAACGACCCGUCGUCCGCCAGGAUGGAUCAGCCUCCCGUCCCGACAGCGACCCGCAGCUUUCGGAGCGAUGGAGGACGCCAUGGCCUACCUACUUGGACCAGGUGUUGUGCGUGUUCUCCAGCAUAAAAAACAACAGAAACCUGCAGAAGCUGAGUCUUUAUGGAGACACCUUUAUUCUCCAGCAAGAAGGACUAUUAGACAGCUCCAACCUGCACCAAAUCCACCAAGGGGACAAAAAGAUCAAUGAAAUCCAGCAGCUGUUCAUGGAGCUGCUGUCGAACAGCAGGCAGCUCAAGUGGUUGUCCUGUAGUUUUAUGCUGGGACUGGUCACCCCUUGUUCUUUAGCCUGUCUGUCAAACCCUUCUGCUGAGAGUCUGCAACACCUCAGUUUACUGGACCACCAGCUAGGCCCUCUCAUCUCACCAUCGGAGCUGGAUCGCCUCUCCAACCUGCACUCUCUGGCUGAUUUCUCAGACUUGACAUCCGAGUUGUGUGGCCUGCUGGCUUCUCCACGCCGAACGCCGCUGCACCGCCUCUCCCUGCUGCUCAACGGUGCUGCGCUGGAGUUCAAAGCAUUAGAGGGGACAGCUACAGAGGAUGACUGGAAGGCUCUGGUACGCGUGAGUGCCAACUUGCGAGUAUACAUCAUGGCCCUGGAGGUGGACAGCUCCGAGCUCCUCAGGUUCCUGAAGCCGAGCCUUCCCCUGGAGCGUCUUCAUCUCGACAGCUACAGCACACUUGUGACCGACGCCACACUGGAGCUCAUCUCUCAGCAGUACAACAAAACGCUGACGCACUUCCUGCUCCUUAGAGAUGGCCACGACUUUCCUGACCUCAACGUCAACCGCAAUGAGGACCCGUUGGUUCUGUUGGCAUGGAGAUGCACUCAGCUGGCUGUACUGGUGAUACACGGUUACACUGUGUGGUCCCAUAACUUGGUGGCUAUCUCUCGACUGCGAGGCUCCAGCCUCCGUGUCCUGACCGUCUCUGAGGAGAGCAUCGACUUCGACCCAGACCAGUCGGUGUACGUGGAGGGCGACCCAGUCCACAUGGUCAAGGAGGUCUCUCUGGGCCUCGGCCGCGUCUGGCACCCCUGCCUGGAUUCCAGUCUGGUGUUGUCUGAACCUACCCAGCACUUCCAUCGUGAGCUGCACGCCUUCAGCAUGGGCAUGUAGAUCAGGGCCAGCAAACCCAUCACAUCACAGCCAAUAACCAGUUCAGGCCAGGUCAGGCCAGAUGUGUAAAUCCCAGGUCAGGUUAGGCCUGUGAAUGAGGCCGACGAGCAGAUAGGUUUUAUUCAAUCUGCUGAAAUGGGUCAUCAAUGGUGUUGUCUGGUCUGAUCUGGUCCAUUCUGGUCUGGUCCUCUGACCUACAAAUAUUCAGAGCUCUCUCCUUCACCUUAAUAACCUCCAGAGCCUCUGUAUAAAUGUACGCUUGAGUUGUUUCCUGUUUUGUUUUUUUCUUUCUUUAUUUUUUUUUCUCCAUUCGAUUGUUUUCCAUCUCUCCCUGCUUUGUGUAUAAUGUUUUUUUUUUUUUUUUUUCCUACGUGGUGUUUCCCUCGCCUGUAUAGGCUUUAUGUGUAUUUAAAAUCCAGAUAUAUUAUUAUCCUGCUCACAGCUAGAACAGGACAGGCAGGCAGAUUGAGUGAUGGACUAGUGGGAUUUGCGAGACGAUGUGUGUUCAGACACAAGCUAUUAGCUUUAGUUGCAACAGGUUAUUUAGUUUUGUUUUUUUAAACAUUUGUUCUGUGUUGGCGUGUCAGCCUGCUCCACUCUUGCAAAAGCUGGAGUACGUUGGGUAACCGAUCACUGAAUUCCUCAGUAACACAUCCAUAGUUGCUGCUUUCGUUGCUCUGAAAGAGCGCCUUGUGCACUUGUCCACUCGUUGGCAAGCCUUUUACCAGCAGGGUGGGAAUUUCCACUGUAUGAUGGCUGACCGUGGCUGGUGCCAAUCAGUUUUUAAUGCAGUUUAAAGCAACAGUCAGAUCAGCAUCUCUUUGACCUGAGGUCCGGUAAAGAGCGUGGCUUCUCGAAGCCAAAGGAUUUCACUGAGGUUCCAGUUGCUCGGUACUUGUAUCGCUAUGUGGUCUGCAAAGAUCCCAAAACUUAUCUAGUGAGAGAAACAGGAUGACAUACGACAAUAAGGUUUUCUUGGUGACUCAUCAGAUCACAUAGUUGAAUAUUUCCAUGUCUAUUGUCAAAUAACCGGACUGCAUUUAGAAUUUCAAGCACCUCAAAGCAUCUUACCAAAGGUGUUGUGGAGAAUAUUGUUACAUACUCAUAGCCAACAUUCCCCACCUGGCUCGCUUGGUUGACUUUUUCUUGGGGGGGGGACGUAACCAGUCAUGUAAGCGGGAAGCCUCGUCUUCCAACUGACAUUUUGAGCCAAACUCGUCAAAAUCUGCAUUCAAUUCAUCACAGCGGAAUGCAAAGUGACUGUGUUCGGCUGUUUUGAUACUCUUGAUGUGUAUUUCUUCCUCUCCGACUAUUAUCCACAGCACUUUUGUGUGAAAGUCGUGUCGUUUUGUCUAAGUUUUCUUAUUGCAUGCUAACGUGAAGGCAUCAGUAGAGAAAGUGACACCAAAUGAGAGGGAGUAGAUGGAGCGUGCGCCACAUCAAAGAUGAUGCAGUCAUCAUCUAAUAGGCUUGUAUAAAAAGGAACGGAAAAGAGUUUCAUUAUGGAUAAUGCCAUAUUUGGGGUUCAUGUGUUUUGAAAAAUCUUUGCAACUGUUUCCAAACUUGAGGUCAUGCAAAGACAUUGAAGACCAUCCCUGGGGUGAGGCAGUUCUGUCGGCAGGAUCCAGUUUUUCUCGUCCAAAUGUGAUUACAGUUAAGAAAUGAGAAAAGAGCGCACUGAAUGUAAACUCAUCUCACACUUCUCCUCCUGUUGGCCGGUUGCUUAGCCUUUUUUCUUCAAAGGGAACAGUAUAGCUGGAUUCACCACAAGAGUGUCAGCAGAUGCAUCUCUUGCCAGGGCUGAGAGGGGAGGGGUAUACAACAUUGUAGUAUCAACUGAUAGCCAGAGCGUGCAUGUCUUUCUUUUCUUUUUCUUUUUCUUUUUUUGAUCCCCCCUUGAGAAAUAUCUACAGCACAACAAGAUUCUGGGUAUCAUGUUGAAUGGUUCUUCUCUGUCAGUCUCAGGUAGGCUUUUACCAUCACUCUUACCAGGACCGUGAUGGUGGUGUUGCAUCAGGUGUGCAAAACAAUCAUUUAAGUAUGGGACAUGGUUUUGUUGUUUUUCUUGUGUUAUUUUUUUAAGGUUCCUCUUGAGUCACAGUUGCCUUUGAAACAGCCCCCUUGUUUUCUGGAUGAGGUUGUCUUCGUUGAUGUUUGUCUUGCCAUCUUAGAAACCCUCGCUUACCCCCUCAGUUAGAGGGUUUGCAAACCUAAUCAUACAUUUGUUUUCAAAGAUUAAGGUUGUUCAAGACUAAAGAAAGAUGGCAAGGCUGAGCUGCUCAUUGCACGUGUUUUAUAUCUUUAGAUGUUGUGAGAUUGGAGACCAUAGAGUGGCUGGUGGGGAAACAAAAUCGAUGCUGUCAAUAGCAGACGUGCUUAUCGUCGUCGACGUGGGAUCUGAUGGUAGGAGGUUUUCUGACGGGUGGGAAACAAUGUCUGCCUGGAACAGCAGGGUUCGUCCGACUGAGCCUGUCCCUCAAUCAUUUACAAAUGCCAGGCUCCGUUCGAGUACCGCUGUUCUCAUAAAACCAGUGAAUGUCCUUCAGGCAAGCACGCCAUGUUGCAAGGCGCAACCCAGGUCCUACUGGCCAAAAGCUUUAUACCAAUACAAGCAACGUUGCUUGAUGAGUGGACCAUGUGUGGUAAAUGUUGCCAUUGCUGAGUGGGUCUGACAGCUGGGUCUUGCAAAAGACUGAAAGAAAUUAGUUGCGUUAGAGAAGUCUCUCUCCCAGACAGCGUCGGCUCCUCUGCAGUUACACUGACUGCACAGCUCGUGAAAAUGGCUCUGCUAACUGUGAAGGUCCAGUUUAAAGGCCGUAGUUUACAAGGUCGUACCAUCCAUUUCUCUUUGAUGUGGAACCAGCAUCAUUCAACACGCCAGCACUUUGCUCGCUUCAGAACAAAUGUGUUCCUGAUGAGAGGCCUGCAGUCACCGAACGUUCGCUCAUCUGUUACAGGACCUGAAAAGCUUAGCCAUGAUAAUCUCCCAAGUCCUUGGUUCAUAUCUCAGGAAUAAAAGCACUUUGGUACCAAGAGUUUCUUUUAAAGACUGCCGUGGUGUAUGUAUAGCGCUGUACACUCGGAGGGGACAGAAAUACCAACAUAACAUGUUCAGACCAAACACUUGUUGGAUUUAUCCCCCGCUCCCCUCUUCCUCUUUUCCCUGCCGCCUCUUAUAAGAGCUUGCUCUUUUUAUGUGAAGCAUUUCACCAUUCUUGAAGUUCAUAGUUUGUGUAGAUUUCGGGAAUGAAAAUCAGUGUUUAUUUUAGUGGAAUGUAAUGUCAAAUUUGAUAGUCAACUCAGCUACACAUAUAUUUUAAGAAUUUUUUUUAAGCUAGUUUUUUCAUCUUUAACUUCCCAGAUGUUACCGAUUCAACCGUAGAGGUCAGGCAAGGCUGUUUGGAGUCUAACUCCACACAUGUGGCUGUGGGUUUUUGACAAGAAUUUGAAGAGAAGUCUGGGUUUAUCACUGAAUAAAUUUGAGCAAAAUGAAAUUCAAGAAUUCACCCAAUCACAAAGUGGACAACCAAAUUUAAGUGAGAAAACAGAAAUUUCUUUUGGUUUAUUGUCAAAGAAUCAUAAACUAAGAGCCUUGUGUAUAAUAUUUAAAAAAAAAAUUGUCAAAUUGUGCAGAAAAAACAUUUGAAAUACAAUUUUCUCAAUUUGAAAACAUUUUGUAAUGGAAUUUUGACCAAAUGGAGCAGAGCUAAUUCAGAACUUGGAAACACACAAUGGUGAGAGAGAGCGAACGAGGGAGAGAGGCAGCUUUACAGGUCGAGCAGCUGUGUGGUCUGUCCUGGGAAGCUGGCUGUAUUGACUGCAUCUUUUUAAACAUCUAGACUUUAUUUUUGUAGUCACACAGAUUUUAAUGUCUACAAUUUAACCUUAUUCUCAACUUCUAGAUAUUUCUCAAAAUUACAUUUCAGCUUUUAUUUUUUUUCUGAACAGCUUGACUUCAUUCUCAAUUGUGCAAUGUUUUUACUUCUUUCUCUAUAUUUAAACUUAAUUUUUACAAUAGAAAUGUUAAAAAAAAAAAAAACAGAGACCCCCUCCUCCUCCCGGAGCCCGGUCACUCCGUUGCAUCACAUAGAGACAGUGCGAGACAAAGCAGUGCCUGGUGAGGUGGCGCUGACAGGGGGAUUGAUAAAUUGACCAGUGGAGAAGAGGAGGGGUGAAACUGACCUUUCCCUGAUCCCUCUGCGUCGCCGCCAGUAGCUAAAUAUCGAGCCAUCUCGUGCCUGAAACUUCGGGAGUCUCACUGCUUCCCAAACCCCGUAGUUGUACCACAGAUGAUG